CUCUACUGGUCUGGUGGUAUGUUAUGUCUAGUGGACUCAAUAAUGUUAAUGGUAACGGUUUUUAAUGGUUAGCUGAUGGUUUGUAAUGGUAUUUGUAGUCGAAAACGUUCUAAUUUCUGUUAUAGUUUCUAUUGUUUUUCACCCCAGCAGGGUGGGCUGGCUCUCAUUUCCAGGAUCUGGCAACCCUAGACAUUCAUCUGCUUGCUUGUACAGCAUUUUGCAGUCAGCUGCGUUUGGCUCAUUCAUUCACCUGCUUUACUGGCUACAGCGAUCAGGGGUUUUUUGGGUUGAUCUCGAGGGUUUUCGUUGUAAUUGAUGUAAGUGUGGUUAGGUGUUCAGGCUCAGGUGUUUUUGCGCACAGUUUUGUGAGGAAAUCAUUGUCUGAGAUGGGCUGCGCCGGAUUCACCUGCUCCAAGAAUUCCCUCUGCGCCCUCAACAUCCUGUAUGUGAUGGUGAGCAUGUUGAUGAUUGGCAUCGCUGCCUGGGGAAAGUGGUUUGGCCUGGUCUCGAGUUUCCAGGUGGUAGGGGGUAUCAUCGGCAUUGGGGUCUUUCUGUUCCUCGUCGCCUUGGCUGGACUCAUUGGCGCCAUAAAGCACCACCAAGUUCUUCUCUUCUUUUACAUGAUUAUCCUGUUCCUGGUGUUUGUGGUCCAGUUCUCCGUGUCCAGUGCGUGCCUGGCCAUUAACAAAGAGCAGCAGAAUGAGCUGUUGGAGGUGGGCUGGAACAACUCGCAUACCACACAAAGGGACGUGGAGAAGAGCCUGAACUGCUGCGGAUUCUCUCACGUGGAAGUCAACAGCACCUGUCCUGCUGCGUGUUUCACUCAUUCCACAUGUGACACGUGUGCAGCGAAGAUCCAGGAGCACGUUGGGGAGGUGCUGCGCAUCGUCGGAGGGAUCAGCCUUUUCUUCAGCUUCACUGAGGUGAGGCACAACUUUCAAAUCAUCUAUAAAGUGGUCUAUAAGACGUUUUUUUUUUUUUUCAGAAAUACAGUUAGAUAAUAGGGCUGCACAAAACAUUGUUUUGACUGUUAGCGCAGUAUCUCCUUUAACAAUAUUGACAUCACAGAAGCUUGCGAGAUUAAAAAAAAUAUAUAUAUUAUGUUGUGUUCUGUGAGCUUUUUUGAGUAUUUCCAAAGUUUCUGAUUUCAGAAGUUCCGGACACGGAUUUCUCUGAGUGUUUUUGAAAAAUUGUGGAAUUGGUGUGGUUUAAAAAUGAAUGAACAAAUAUAGUUCAAAUCAAUGUAAUCAAUCCUAGAGGGGCAGAGCUUUGUUUACUGAAACAGCCGUAACUCAAGACUGCUUGCAUGAAUUCACACGCAUUUUCAGUAUAAGGCUCUGAGGAUGUCGGCGACAUUUUGAAAUGCGGUGCGGAGCAAAGUUCCAAAAGCCCUUUUUUUCAGGAAGUGCAUGUCCGAUUGAGCUGAAAUUUGGUGUACUUACUGCAGUGUUGUGCUGAUCUGUAAGUGAAUUAUUUUGUUAACUGGGUUACUUCAAAAGCACGACCACCCACCAUCAGCCAAUCAGCUCUCAGCAGGCAUUUGGCAUGAUUAGCAUUGAUCAGUCAUCACAAAACCUGAUAAGUAUGUUAGUCUAUGGUCUUUUUAUUGUUUUGUACAAAUUAGAAACGUAGAACUGAGCACUGGAGGCGAUAUUUGCAAAAAGUGCUUGGACCCCACAGAUAAUCACUUGUCUCUACAUUCGUCAUUGUUAUGUGUUUGUUUAUUUAUUGCUUAUUUGUUGUCCUGUAUUUUAAAGAAUGUGAUGUUAUUAAGAACUUUUCCAAAAGAGAUUAAACUGUAGUUUUAUUGUGGGUUUUUUUUUAAUUAAUGUUAAAAUGUAAUGUAAUUUAGUUUGUAUUUCUGAAUAACUAUUUUGCACACUAAAAAUUAUUUUAGUAGAUAAAUGUAAAUUUGUAAAUUUCUCUAAGUUUAAAUACAAACCACACGUUUAAUGUUUGUGUACCCCCCUAUAUUUCCUUCUUUCCUCUUCUCUUUCCUGUUUUUUUUUUUUUUUUUUAGAUCCUGGGGGUGUGGCUAACCUACAGAUACAGGAACCAGAAAGAUCCACGGGCCAAUCCUAGCGCCUUCCUGUAAACCCUAGCCUGGACGUGGCAACUUCCUGUCCUCCAUCUAACCACUGGACUUCUUACUAGAGCUCUGUACAACACCAGAAGUGUGUGUUUGCUUUCUCUAAAGCAGAGAUCAGUGCUCGUUCUCGCUGCUGCGUGUGUUGAUCAUUUUGAAAGAUUGCAGUGUUCUGAGGCAAAAAAUAACAAUAAUCAUGUAUAUAUCAUUGAGCUGAAUUUUUUUGUUGUUGUUUUGAAUGGAGCUACCACUAUACCAAAUGAAACGGAGGAAUUUCUAUGGAGGAAACACUUCUUCUCAUAGAUUGUUAAGGGCUAAAAGUAAUCAUCGUAUUUACUGUUUAAAAAAUAGACCAACCCAAGAGAAAAACUCUGAGCUAUGUGAGAGUAGUAUUAAAAAAAAAAACAGACCUAGGCUACUGAUCAUGAAUGCAAUAAAUUGAUCAUGCCUUUUUGGCUGAUUAAUGUGUGUUUUAAUUACUCUUCUGAAUGACAAAAAAAAUUGAAGUUCACUUAAUUAAUUGGAGAAAAAAAUAUAGUGCAUGGUCUUUAUUCAUUAUCCGUGCAAUAUGAAUAUGACAGCCUGUUAAGUUUAAUACGCUGGGUUUGACAUACUGUAGCUCGGGAAUUGAUCACAUCAUACUUGUGUGUGCUAUCAAACCAAUUAAAUGUGUGCAUUUCUGUGUG
Molecule: messenger RNA, 2772 nt
Organism: Ictalurus furcatus (blue catfish)
Lineage: Eukaryota; Metazoa; Chordata; Actinopteri; Siluriformes; Ictaluridae
Gene: tspan13b
Product: tetraspanin 13b
Exons: 5
Coding region: 387-1001 (204 amino acids)
Cellular component (GO): membrane
Source: RefSeq, a predicted model, not a curated record